Messenger RNA from Syngnathus acus (greater pipefish), 1871 nucleotides. RefSeq names its product mitochondrial ribosomal protein L37 (gene mrpl37). The coding region runs from base 168 to 1460 and encodes 430 amino acids. Gene Ontology annotation, molecular function: structural constituent of ribosome. Gene Ontology annotation, biological process: translation. Gene Ontology annotation, cellular component: mitochondrion; ribosome. NCBI's taxonomy places the organism in Eukaryota, Metazoa, Chordata, Actinopteri, Syngnathiformes, Syngnathidae. The record is from RefSeq and is a predicted model, not a curated record. The transcript has 8 exons.
AAAAAGAAGAAGAAGAAGAAGAAGAAGAAGAAGAAGAAGCCCCUUCUGCGCAUGUGUGCGUGUCUCAAAUCACCCAGGGCUCUGAUUGUGUCUUGACAGACUCAAGUCUUGACCUCGCGUCGCUGUCCAAGUGUCUACCGCUUGAUUACCGACAAGCAGGAAUAUCAAUGUUUGUGGAAACUUCUGUUGCAGUAGCGCCUUGGCGUUUUUCUAAAUUAAUAUGCUUCAGAGACUUGAGCUGGUUCUCUCCACAUGGACCGAGAAGCCGAUUACAGGUCCGACAUUUCAAUGGCAGUCAGGUUCAUUGUAAGAAGGCUCCGAGUGUAAACAAGCCCACAGAAAAAGUUCACAUCCCGGGACUGGAUAUGGUCACUUACGGAGAAAAGAUGCACCAUGUCCCGUGGCUAGCUAAGCCUUUUUCUCCACAGUGGAAAAGGCACCGUAAGGAUCCCCAGUUUUACAGGUCUCCUCCACUUGAUGACAUGCCUUUGUAUCGAGAGACACCGUGUCAUGUCUUCAACCAGAGGACCAGCGCACUUGAAGGUGUUCGCCAGGCCCUUUGGGUAACCAAAAGCAAGGCAGUCUCUGGUUUGCCACCUCAGCUUCUAUCACUGGCAGAGAAUCCUGCCAAUCAAUUACCAAAUCAAGAUGACCGUGUUCAGAACGCCAUCAAACAUGCCCGCUUCUGGGACACAACUGAGGAGCGACCAGAACAUUACAGCAACCCACUCCUCUUGAACCUGCUCCAUCUUUGUGCCACGCUUCAGUCCAGCCACCCAUUGAUUGGAAGGAGAAUGUUAACUGAGAAAUAUUCAUUGGCAGCUUCAUGGAAAAGAGGUGAAAACUUGUUUCAGGUUCGGGGACAAAAUGGUUUGAUAUAUAACAGCAUGGAUCCUCUACCAAGGGUCUCUGAUAAAAAGCAAGUGUCAGACACAGCAGAUCAUGUUCUUGAAACAUUUUAUCCUGUGUCGCCUACGGUGGAUUUUCAGAAGGUACAUGUGUACAAGGAGAUGAACUGUACAGGUUUCAGAGGACAGCAUCAUUACCCUCAUGCCCACACAAUUUACUUCCUGGAGCGUGAUGUUGCUUACAAGCUUCUCCCUGAGCAGUUCAGAGCCAAGAUCAUCAUGUUUCUUUUUGGAAAUGCUCUGGCACGUGCACAUAUGCUUUACGGGGCCAACACUUCUAGUGUCUUGGAUCAUCCUAUCACAAUACAGGGCGUCGGGACCAAUGGCAGACUUUUCCAGUUCGUUGUUUUCCAACUCAACACUACAGAUUUGAGAGAAGACGAUGGCAUCAAAAACCAGGUGUGGAUGGAGGAAGAUGUUGAGCUCUAUGAGUUUGCAAAGGUCAGACCACUCUUCAAGAAGAAGCAACUGAAGAUCCCAGCUGGUCUUGCAGGAUACAAGCCAGAGACAUUCUCCAAAUUCCUUGCCCUAUACCUUCACGGUGCUGUGUAGCACUAAAGACCUCCAUUCAUAGUUGUGAAUAAAUAUGUAUGUGUGAAAGUUUGAGGUUAUGGGAAAUUAUCUCAAAACUUCCUUGACAUUAAGUGAAAAAAAUUUGUGAAACUACAAAUAGACUGAUAUUAAAUUCUGACAUAUUCCAAUAUCACUGUAUUAAAUUUACAGCUCUAAAAUGUCCUUUUUUAAGAAAAAAUAAAAUCUCUUUAUUUAUUUUUUUUUUUUUAGAUAUUUGGAUUACUGCACAGAAUCACAGACUAUAGAACUACUAUCUACAUUUUAUGUAUUUUUUUGUGUAUUUAAUCAUUUAGUUCGUAUAUAGGGGAGGGAAACUCUUGAACCACACUCCAGUCCAGAUGGUGGCGGUAAUGCUCCGUAAAAACUGGUUGCCAACCGCCUUUAAACCAA